AACCACCAGCAUACACCCUUGACCAGAAUCACACGAUCGCUGCCUGUAAUCUGUUCAGUCUCGACCGCCUUGAAAACCCCCAGGCUGGUACCUACCCCUCAUGGCUCCCCGCGGUAGAUCAUUGCAGCAAGGUCUGGAUCGGGACAUCUACCAGAUUGUACGCAAGUAUCUUGACGACAAAAAUGAGUCACCUCUCAAACUUCGGGUCUCGACCGUGCAGGACUACAUCCAGAGGUCAAAUUCAAGCCUUAAAAGGCGGUCCAAGAAGCAACUGGAGGAUUCCAUCGAACGCGUGAUUGAGGUGAUGCGCGAAGACGAGAGCGAGGUUGACGACGAGAUUGCCGAUAUUGAGGGCGACUUUGGUGAAAUGGACGAUAAGGCGCAGAAAGAGAAGGAGAGCAAAUCAGCCGACUGGAUGAACAAGCAAAUUGUGGGUCAAUGGGCCAGUACAGGCACCGUGACUCCCUCCACGGUAGCGAAUGGCGAUAAGAGCAGCAAGAAACGCGAGUCCAAGGCCAACGGGGAAAGGGAGAGCAAGAGGCAGAAGAAGGAGCCCAAGGAGCCCAAGAUUGACGUCGCCCCACCGUCUGGUGUCAGCCUGGAGGACCUCGGUGGCGUGAGCAAGGUCAUGAACCAGCUGAAGGAGCACCUUGUUCUACCGCUACUCUGCCCGGAAGAGUAUGUGCAGCGUCAGAUCCCCAUUCCUCGAGGUAUUCUGCUACACGGUCCUCCUGGAUGCGGAAAGACGGUAAUCUGCCGAGCGGCCGCUGCAGAGCUGGGUGUGCCAUUCAUCGAAAUUCUUGGACCGUCCGUUGUCUCAGGCAUGUCUGGAGAGUCCGAGAAGCAAAUUCGGGAGCAUUUCGAGCGCGCCAAGGAGGUGGCUCCUUGUCUGAUUUUCAUCGAUGAAAUUGAUGUCAUUGCACCUAAGCGCGACAAUGCUCAGAGUCAAAUGGAGAAGCGAAUUGUCGCCCAGCUUCUCAUCUCAAUGGACAGCUUGGCGAUGGAAGGCAAUGACGGGAAGCCUGUUAUCGUUCUGGCAGCAUCGAAUCGGCCGGACAGUCUGGAUCCUGCGCUCCGCCGCGGAGGACGUUUCGACACGGAGAUCAACAUGGGCGUACCCAAUGAAGCUAUGCGAGAGUCCAUUCUCAGAGCACUCACGCGCAAGCCCAAGCUUUCCGAGGACGUCAACUUCACCACCCUUGCCAAGAUGACUGCUGGCUUCGUGGGUGCUGAUUUGAAGGAUCUGGUCAGCAAGGCGGGUACCUGGGAGAUGGAACGAUUCCGCGAAGCUCUGGAACUGCAAGCUGCGGCCAACGAAUCCGAAAUGGACAUCGACACGACAAAAGUUACUGCUACUGAAGCUGACACAAUUCGGUCAUGGAGACGACUCGUCUUGCGAGUCCGCGACAAGGAAGCCAUCCGCCCCGCAGGCUUCGAAGACUCUGUUCUCUCUAUGCAAGCUUUUCAGGCUGUUCUUCCUACCAUCACACCAUCCUCGAAGAGAGAAGGAUUUGCUACUGUGCCGGAUACAACGUGGAAUGAUGUUGGUGCACUCAACCGCAUCCGGGACCAGCUUCAUUGGGCCAUCAUCGCGCCCAUUCAAGAUCCCGAACGGUUCCGCAGAGUUGGUAUUACAGCUCCCACAGGUGUGCUUCUCUGGGGUCCUCCUGGUUGCGGUAAAACCCUGGUCGCCAAAGCCGUUGCGGCAGAAUCCAAAGCGAACUUCAUCAGCGUCAAGGGUCCCGAGCUGCUCAACAAGUACGUUGGAGAAUCCGAACGCGCCGUUCGCCAAGUCUUCAUGCGCGCUCGCAGCUCCGUCCCCUGCGUCAUCUUCUUCGACGAACUGGACGCCCUCGUACCCAAGCGAUCCAGCGAGCUCCAUGAGGCUUCUGCCCGCGUUGUCAACACGCUGCUAACCGAGCUUGACGGCCUCAGCAUGCGCGAAGGCAUCUAUGUCAUUGCCGCGACCAACCGCCCGGAGAUGAUCGACGAGGCUAUGCUGCGCCCCGGACGUCUCGAAACCCUUCUUUAUGUAGAGCUCCCCAAGCCAGAGGAGCGUGUGGAUAUUCUACGUGCCCUGAUCAAGCAACGCGGCGUUCUGGACGAGUCUUUGGCUGAGGUGGGGAGGCGCGAGGAGUGUAGCAACUUCUCUGGCGCUGAUCUGGAGUCGCUGUUGCGGAGGGCUGGGCAGUUGGCGCUGAAGAGGUCUGCUGUUGUGAUUGAGGAAUGUGACUUCGUGGAGGCUGUCAAGGCGAUCAGGCCUAGUGUUGGAGACACUACGAAGUAUGAGGCUCUGCGCCAGCGCUUCGAGACGAAGCUCAUCUAGACCACUACGUAAACAGAAUGCAUGUGCCAUGUAGACAUAAUACAUGUGUGGGAAUUGUUGAAGCCGUCCAGGAUAGGACAUCAAAGCUGUUCUUCGAGCUGUACACGAUGUGGCUUACUCUAGCCUCCACAUUGUUUAUUAAGGCAGACGACAAACAUCAAUGACAUCUGCCGUUCACCCCCU
Messenger RNA from Boeremia exigua, 2509 nucleotides. RefSeq names its product P-loop containing nucleoside triphosphate hydrolase protein. NCBI's taxonomy places the organism in Eukaryota, Fungi, Ascomycota, Dothideomycetes, Pleosporales, Didymellaceae. Bases 101 to 2326 code for a protein of 741 amino acids. Gene Ontology annotation, molecular function: ATP binding; preribosome binding; RNA binding. The record is from RefSeq and is a predicted model, not a curated record. Gene Ontology annotation, biological process: ribosome biogenesis. Gene Ontology annotation, cellular component: nucleus. The transcript has 2 exons.